This is a messenger RNA of Falco peregrinus (peregrine falcon), 4008 nucleotides long. RefSeq names its product signal transducer and activator of transcription 2 (gene STAT2). Lineage: Eukaryota; Metazoa; Chordata; Aves; Falconiformes; Falconidae. The record is from RefSeq and is a predicted model, not a curated record. Gene Ontology annotation, biological process: response to peptide hormone; regulation of cell population proliferation; regulation of transcription by RNA polymerase II. Gene Ontology annotation, molecular function: RNA polymerase II cis-regulatory region sequence-specific DNA binding; DNA-binding transcription factor activity, RNA polymerase II-specific.
GGCGGGGCCUCCCCGCCUUCCUGCCCCGGCCACCGAGGGACCUACAGGACCCCCCACGGCCGAGCCCACAGACACACAGGACCCCCUGUGGCUGAGCCGGAGCCCAGGGACACACGGGACCCCUCACAGCCAAGCCAGAGCCCAGGGACCUGUGGGACCCCCCGUGGCUGAAGAGGAGCCCAGGGACCCCCGGGGCUGCUGUCCUGCAGGCAGCAUGGCGCAGUGGCAGGAGGUGCAGAAUUUGGCCAACGCUUACCUGGAGCAGGUCCACCAGCUGUACGCGGGGUCGGCACUGCCCAUGGCGGUGCGGCAGUGCCUGGCUGCCUGGAUCGAGAGCCAGAACUGGCGCCAGGCGGCCGAGCCGCUCUCCUCCCAUGCGCGGAUGCUCUUCCACUCCUUGCUGGCGCUGCUGGAUGAGCACCUGGGCAGCCUGGGGAUGGGCAAUGAGGACUUCAUGCUGAAGCACAACCUGCGCAAGGCUCGCCGUGACCUUCAGGCUGAGUUCGAGGAGUGUCCGGACAACUUGGCCAACUUGGUGGCCACUUUGCAGGAGGAGCGGCAGAUCCUGCGCCUGGGGCAAGCAGGGGGAGAGGUAGGGCAGCCCCCUGCCCCCUGCCCCACGGGGCCCUGCCAGCCCCUGCCCCACGUGCUGUGUUCCUGCAGGGGGGGGCUGCCCCCGGCCCCCAGCACACCCCCAGAGAGCAACCGGGAGCAGCAGAUCCAGCGGCGCCUGGCCGAGUUCCAUGCAGCCCUGCAGGAGGCUGAACGCGCUUUCCGGCACUUGGAGGACAUGCAGGACGCCUUUGACUUCUGUUUCAAGUUGCACUACCGGCCAGGCGAGGACAGAACCAACGACCCCCAGUACACCCAGCAGAUCCAAGCCCUCCAGGCCAAGCUGCAGAUCCUGGACCGGCAGCGGCGGGAGGUGCUGGCUCAGAUGCAGCAGCUGCUGGGGCGCAGUGAGACGCUUCGGGACUUCUUGCAGCAGGAGCUGGAGGCCUGGCAGGAGCGGCAGCAGCGUGCCUGCCUGGGGGCCCCUGUGGACACCCGCCUGCAACCCCUGGAGACCUGGUUCACGGAGCUGGGCCAGGGGCUCUUCCAGCUGCUGCAGCUGCUGCGGGCGCUGGGGGACCUGCGGCAGAAGGUGAGCUACGAGCGGGACCCGCUGAAGGCAGAGACCCCUCUCCUGGAGCGGCGGCUGCUGGAGCUGCUCACCUACCUGCUGCGGAGAGCCUUCGUGGUGGAGCAGCAGCCCAGCAUGCCCAACGCCUGCAAGCGCCCGCUGGUGCUGCGCACGACCAGCAAGUUCUCAGCCCGUGCUCGCCUGCUCGUCCGCCUCCAUGACCGCAACCACCGCAUGGAGGCCAAGAUCCACAUCGACAGGUCAGGACCCCUGGGGUGGGCCCCCCUGCCUGGCCGUGGGAGUCCCUGCACCCCACUCCCUGCUGACUCCUUGUUAUCUCUUUCAGGGACCCCCCCCAAGAUAAAAGGGUUUCGCAAGUUCAACAUCCUGACGUCGAGCAGCAAAACCCUCCUGGCAGGGGACUGUCCCCAGGAGGGGCUGGUCUGCGACUUCCAGUACCUCACACUGAAGGAGCAGAAGGACAGCAGGUCGGGCAAGGGCAGCAAAGGCGUCGGCGAGGGUCCCCUGGUCGUGACCGAGGAGCUGCACCUCAUCACCUUCACGCUGGCGUACGCCUACUGCGGGCUGCAGCUGGAGCUGGAGACCUCCACGCUGCCCUUCGUCAUCAUCUCCAACAACAACCAGCUCUCCAGCGCCUGGGCCUCCAUCCUCUGGUUCAACAUGCUCAGCUGUGACCCCAAGGAGCAGCAGUUCUUCUCCGCGCCGCCCCCGGCGCCCUGGCCCCGGCUGGCCGAGGUGCUGAGCUGGCAGUUCGAGAGCGUGGCCGAGCGGGGGCUGAGCAAGGACCACCUCCUCAUGCUGGCUGAGAAGCUCUUCGGCUCCAAGGUAUCUCCGGAGAGCACCGUGGCCUGGCCCAAGUUCUCCAAGGAUGGUGCCGCUGGCUUCUCCUUCUGGGCCUGGCUGGACGGGAUCCUGGGGCUGCUCCAGGAGCACCUCAAGCAGCUCUGGAAGGCUGGGCUCAUCCUGGGCUUUGUGAGUCGGAAGCAAGAGAAGAAGCUGCUGAAGGGGAAGCGGACGGGGACGUUCCUGAUCCGCUUCAGCGAGAGCGUCCUGGGGGGGGUCACCUGCACCUGGGUGGAGCACCCCGAGAGUGGACCCCCUGCUUUCCGGGCAGUGGUUCCCUAUACCACGGCUGAGCUGGAAUCCCUGGCGCUGCCCGACAUCAUCCGCGACUACCAGCUGCUGGUGGAGGAGAACAUCCCGGAGAACCCGCUCCAGUUCCUGUACCCCAACAUUCCCCGCGAUGAGGCUUUUGGGCCCUACUACAGCCAGCGGCAGGAGGCAAACCUGAUGGAGCAGAAGAAAUACCUGAACCGGCGCCUCAUCCGUGUGUCCUCCAGGCAGGCAAAUGAGUCGUGGCAGACAGAAGAAGAGUUGGUGGCUACCACGGAAAACCUGGAGAUGCUGCAGCUGCAGCCCAGUGGCCUGGGGACACAGGAGCCUGGUGGCCUGGCAUCACUGCAGCAUGGGAGCUCGGGGACACUGCAGCCCAGGGGCUUGGGGACACUGCAGGUCGCAUCUGGGAACGUGGGGACGCUGCAGCCCUCAGGCCCAGGGACGGUACAGGUGGUGGCCGCAAGCCCAGAGAUGCUGCAGGUCACCUCUGGGAACCUGGGGACACUGCAGCCCUCGAGCCCAGGGACAGUGCAGGUGGUGGCUACAAGCCCAGAGAUGCUGCAGGUCACCUCUGGGAACCUGGGGACGCUGCAGCCCUCAAGCCCAGGGACAGUACAGGUGGUGGCCACAAACCUGGGGAUGCUGCAGGUCACCUCUGGGAACCUGGGGAUGCUGCAAGUGGUGGCUGGGAGCCCGGGGACAAUGCAGCCUGGGGUCUCCGUGAUGCAGCAGCCAGGGUCCCAAGUCUUGGACCCACCACAGCUGCUGCAGGUGGGAUCGGGAGUCUCGGAGCUGCUGCAGCCAGGGAUCAGAGACCUGAAGCCACAGCUGGUGUUGCAGGUGGUCCCUGAGGGCCAGGGGAUGCUGCAGGUGGGACCCGGGGCCAUGGAGCCGCAGCUGGUGUUGCAGCUGGUCUCUGAGGGCCAGGGGCUGCUGCAGGUGGGAUCCGAGAACUUGGGGACAAUGCAGCCUGUGGCUGGGGACACGGGGAUGCUGCAGGUGGGACCAGAGAACUUGGGGACGAUGCAGCCGGUGGCUGGGGACACGGGGAUGCUGCAGGUGGGAUCUGAGAACUUGGGGACGAUGCAGCCAGUGGCUGGGGACACAGGGAUGCUGCAGGUGGGAUCUGAGAACUUGGGGACGAUGCAGCCGGUGGCUGGGGACACGGGGAUGCUGCAGGUGGGAUCUGAGAACUUGGGGACGAUGCAGCCGGUGGCUGGGGACACAGGGAUGCUGCAGGUGGGACCAGAGAACUUGGGGACGAUGCAGCCGGUGGCUGGGGACACGGGGGUGCUGCAACCAGUGCCGGGGGCUGUGGAGCUGCUGCCUGUCCCUGAGGGUCAGGGGACAUUGCUGGUCCCUGAGGAGCAGGGGACACUGCCACCAGAGCUGAGGGACCUGGAGCCGCUGCCCGGGAGCCUGGAUGUGCAGGAGCUCCUGCAGUCCCUGGAGAACGUGCUGCAGCCACACUCGGGGACGCUGGAGACACUGGAGGCGGCAGAGCUGAUGCCCGACAUGCUGGAGGCCAGGGACGGGACGCUGGAGGGGCUGGACCCCGGGCUGGCAGGCAGUGCCGCGCUCCUGAACCCCCGCGACCCAUUCCUGCCGCAGCCUGAGGACACAGCUCUGCCCACCGUCAGCUCCCUCUUCACCACCGACUUCCCCCCACUCCACAUCGACGCCAGUGACUUCCAGUGACUCCCCCCGCCCCCCCUGUAAAUAAACCCCUUCUUGCCCCAGCUACCUGC